AUGCGCAACGUGACUGCACGACCCUGGACAGGUGAACUUGGACCGGCAGCUCCCACCUCUUCCAUUCCUUCCGUCUUGACAAACUACUCAAACGACACCUUUACUUCCUGCUGUCUCGGCGGCAGGAGCCGCCGAGAGAUUCCCCGCUACAGUGCACCUCCCCGCCCUCUCUCACACACUGUGGAGGGACAGGCUGGAACCCAGCCUACAACACAGCAGUCACCUCAGGAUGAGCAGGAAAAGCUCUUGGAUGAAGCCAUCCAGGCUGUGAAGGUCCAGUCAUUCCAGAUGAAGAGAUGCCUGGACAAAAACAAGCUUAUGGAUGCUCUGAAACAUGCUUCUAAUAUGCUUGGUGAACUCCGGACUUCUAUGUUAUCACCAAAGAGCUACUAUGAACUUUAUAUGGCUAUUUCUGAUGAACUACACUAUUUGGAGGUCUACCUGACAGAUGAAUUUGCUAAAGGAAGAAAAGUGGCAGAUCUCUAUGAACUUGUACAGUAUGCUGGAAACAUUAUCCCAAGACUUUAUCUAUUGAUCACAGUUGGAGUUGUAUACGUCAAAUCGUUUCCUCAGUCCAGGAAAGAUAUUUUGAAAGAUUUGGUAGAAAUGUGUCGUGGUGUGCAACAUCCCUUGAGAGGUUUAUUUCUUCGGAACUAUCUUCUUCAGUGUACCAGAAAUAUCUUACCUGAUGAGGGAGAGCCAACAGAUGAAGAAACAACUGGUGAUAUCAGUGAUUCCAUGGAUUUUGUACUACUCAACUUUGCAGAGAUGAACAAGCUCUGGGUGCGAAUGCAACAUCAGGGACAUAGCCGAGAUAGGGAAAAAAGAGAACGAGAAAGACAAGAACUCAGAAUUUUAGUGGGAACAAAUUUGGUGCGCCUCAGUCAGUUGGAAGGUGUAAAUGUGGAACGUUACAAACAGAUUGUUUUGACUGGGAUAUUGGAACAAGUUGUGAAUUGUAGGGAUGCUUUGGCUCAAGAAUAUCUCAUGGAGUGUAUUAUUCAGGUUUUCCCUGAUGAAUUCCACCUUCAAACUUUGAAUCCUUUUCUCCGGGCCUGUGCUGAGUUACACCAAAAUGUAAAUGUGAAAAACAUAAUCAUUGCUUUAAUUGAUAGAUUAGCUUUAUUUGCUCACCGUGAAGAUGGACCUGGAAUCCCAGCAGAUAUUAAACUUUUUGACAUAUUUUCGCAGCAGGUGGCUACAGUAAUACAGUCUAGACAAGACAUGCCUUCUGAGGACGUUGUGUCUUUACAAGUCUCUCUCAUUAAUCUUGCUAUGAAGUGUUACCCUGAUCGUGUGGACUAUGUUGAUAAAGUUCUAGAAACUACAGUGGAGAUAUUUAAUAAGCUCAACCUUGAACAUAUUGCUACCAGUAGUGCAGUUUCAAAGGAGCUCACCAGACUUUUGAAGAUACCUGUUGACACUUACAACAAUAUUUUAACAGUCUUGAAAUUAAAACAUUUUCACCCACUUUUUGAGUAUUUUGACUAUGAGUCCAGAAAGAGCAUGAGUUGUUAUGUGCUUAGUAAUGUUCUGGAUUAUAACACCGAAAUUGUCUCUCAAGACCAGGUGGAUUCCAUAAUGAAUUUGGUAUCCACAUUGAUUCAGGAUCAGCCAGAUCAGCCCAUAGAAGACCCUGAUCCAGAAGACUUUGCUGAUGAGCAGAGUCUUGUGGGCAGAUUCAUUCAUCUUCUACGGUCUGAGGACCCUGACCAGCAGUACUUGAUUUUAAACACGGCACGAAAACAUUUUGGAGCUGGUGGAAAUCAACGGAUUCGCUUCACACUGCCACCUUUGGUAUUUGCAGCUUACCAGCUGGCGUUUCGCUACAAAGAGAAUUCUAAAGUGGAUGACAAAUGGGAAAAAAAAUGCCAGAAGAUUUUUUCAUUUGCUCACCAGACUAUCAGUGCUUUGAUCAAAGCAGAGCUGGCAGAAUUACCCUUAAGACUUUUUCUUCAAGGGGCUCUAGCUGCUGGAGAAAUUGGUUUUGAAAAUCACGAAACAGUAGCAUAUGAAUUUAUGUCCCAGGCAUUUUCUCUGUAUGAAGAUGAAAUCAGUGAUUCCAAAGCACAGCUUGCUGCCAUCACCUUGAUCAUUGGUACUUUUGAGAGGAUGAAGUGCUUCAGUGAAGAGAAUCAUGAACCUUUGAGGACUCAGUGUGCACUUGCUGCAUCCAAACUUCUGAAGAAACCAGAUCAGGGCCGAGCUGUGAGCACCUGUGCACAUCUCUUCUGGUCUGGCAGAAACACAGACAAAAAUGGGGAAGAGCUUCAUGGAGGCAAGAGGGUAAUGGAAUGCUUAAAGAAAGCUCUGAAAAUAGCAAAUCAGUGCAUGGACCCCUCUUUACAAGUGCAACUUUUUAUAGAAAUUCUGAACAGAUAUAUCUAUUUUUAUGAAAAGGAAAAUGAUGCGGUCACAAUUCAGGUUUUGAACCAGCUUAUCCAAAAGAUACGAGAAGACCUCCCAAAUCUUGAGUCCAGUGAAGAAACAGAGCAGAUUAACAAACAUUUUCAUAACACACUGGAGCAUUUGCGUUUGAGGCGGGAGUCACCAGAAUCUGAGGGGCCAAUUUAUGAAGGUCUCAUCCUUUAAAAAGGAAACUGGCUCACCAUACUUCUUUCCAUGUACAUCCAGUAAGGGUUUUAUUAUACUAGGUUUCCCCUCCAUAGAUUGUGCCUUUCAGAAAUGCUGAGGUAGGUUUCCCGUUUCUUACCUGUGAUGUGUUUUAGCCAGCACCUCCGGACACUCACCUUCAGGACCUUAAUAAAACUAUUCACUUCAUAAGUGCUCAAUCUGUCUGAUCACCCCAGGUAGCAUGAUUGAUCUGCUAUUUAAAACUCCUGUGAUCUGUAAACAAAACAAAACAAAAAACAAAACCCACCAAUAACAAAAAAAACAGCAAACCACCACUUAUCUCAGCUACUAAUGAAGCCCUUCUUCCUUUAUUUCGUUUUGUUGGUUGUGUAAUUUCUUUCGUUACUUGGGAGUACUAACCUGAAAGUGUCUGUCUCUUUGUUCUCUAGUCCAAUUUGAGAUUAAUUUAGAGGAAAGGGAUACUGUAUGUGAAAUUCAGCUUGGGUUUUUCCCUAAAUGCAAGAUAAGGCCAUGUAAUAUUUUCCCUAAAACUAGAAUAUAUUAAUGCAUGUUUGAGAAUUUUAAAGCACCAUGGUCAAAACCAAAAGCUAUAUUUUGCAUAUUUGGACUCCGUCAUUCAUUAAGAACCUAUGUUUUACUCUGGGCAUAUUUAUCAAAAUAAUUUUGUUCUAAAUAGCAUAAAAUAGAAAAUUCGUGAUCAGUAUAAUUUAUGUAUAACCUUCAUUGUAAAUUUAAGGGGAAAUGCAUCGUACAAUUACCAUGAUUUUUUUUUUUUUUCACCAGUGAAACAAUAAAGUUGCUAUUAACAAUUUU
Molecule: messenger RNA, 3408 nt
Organism: Lynx canadensis (Canada lynx)
Lineage: Eukaryota; Metazoa; Chordata; Mammalia; Carnivora; Felidae
Gene: VPS35
Product: VPS35 retromer complex component
Exons: 17
Coding region: 1-2592 (863 amino acids)
Biological process (GO): retrograde transport, endosome to Golgi; intracellular protein transport
Cellular component (GO): retromer, cargo-selective complex; retromer complex; late endosome
Source: RefSeq, a predicted model, not a curated record